GUGACGUCACGACGUGUUGACGCCGCUUUGGCCGUGUAGUCGAGGCGUCGGUAAUUUUCUUGUAAAUAUAUUUGUCAAGAUUUUUUCCUCACAGUGCGAAUGACAGUCCGCGAGGGACAUCGACACAUUUCAUGUAGUAUAAACCAUCGAAGAAUCCACUCCAUGGAGGUCGUAGACAGCCCGCUCAACCUCGCUCACCAGCAGUGCAGGAAGGCGGACCGUUUGGUAGCUGCUGGGAAGUACAAAGAGGCCAUCUCCUGCCAUGGAAAAGCAGCAGAGCUUCUGACCGAUGCAAUGAAGACAACAGACUGUGAGCAGGCUCGUCUGUCCAUGGAGCUGCAGAGGGACAGUCAUAUCAAACAGCAGCAGCUGAUCCAAGAACGCUGGAAGAGGGAAGCUCGACGUGAGGCAACGAGGGCCCGAUCCGCUGCGAUGCAGCCCUCCGCUGUCCCAGGCCUCCUGGUCCAUACUCAGUCCACCGGACACCCCGGUCUCUCAGCUGCAGAGAGUGGAGGCGUCAGGGAGAGAGAGUACGACACCUUACUCUACCAGCUUCAGACUCGGCAGACUGGAGGCUGCCAGCCUUUGACUCCCCAGUACCCCGGAUCAAAGACCACCAAAGAUGACAAAACUCGCUUGGAAGAGCAACAGACCACCAUUGAGGACCUGCGGCGCCUGGUCGAUCACCUGAUGAACGAGAAUCAGCAGCUGGUGGCCGAGAACGAGCGGCUACGGUCGGAGAACGCCAGGCUGCAGUCCGAGGCGGCGGACUUUGUGGAGCGCUCAGAGCUCUGGGUGCUCCCACAGUCGGCCGCUGCCAUGCCAACGGGGGGUGGGCAGGAGAGGAAGAGCACAGGGAAGGGGAAGGAGAUUGCAAUCCCUCAGCUGCCACCACUGGAAAUGCCAGCUCAGGAAGAUCUGUGUCUAGAUGACCUGCCGCCUCUGGAGCUGCCAGAGGACAUCCAGAAUGAACUACAGGAGCUACUGGACAGGGAUAAACUGUGAUUAGACAGAUAUUAUCACACACACACACACCACACACACAUCUACACAAAUAUGGCUUUUGAGUUGAGCUGCCAUGACUGAUGAGACUCCAGCUCAGGUUGUAGGUGGACAGACCGAUCACCCCCAAACUGUGCACUAGUUAGAAUCAGUCCGCCAGACAGUUCUGCUUCAAAUGGUGCAAUAAACCGACAGGAGGGAGAGGAGAGAUCUGACCAGGCAGAUUACCACUAAUGCAAGACAGUGAAGGAACAGUUCAUUCAGAAAUGAUGUCAAUGGAGACAUCAGUGAAGCCAGAUGUUAGCAGUGAGCUCUGUAUCAGCUGUCAGGAACAUGUUCCUCAUUCAGAGUCCACUUAUCUGGGUUUUCAGGAGCUUUUAACCAUGUCUUAUGGUCUUCCGUGGUGUUUCCAAAUCACUGAAAUGCCCUGUUUGGCUCUUUUAUUUCCACAAAAACUGAGCAGAAACCACCAGGUCCAGUUCAUGAUUAGUAGGUAGAUGUUGAACUUUGCCUUUUGUGUGUUUGUAUUUUACUGUUUGGACACAGCUAACUGUGUCCAAAUGUAACUGAAUAACUCUAGCAGCAUCAUUUCAAUGUUCUGAAGCUCAACAAUGGUGCGUUUGUGUCUGUGUCAACACAGUAGUAAGACAAAAUGUUGUAUGACACAGAAAGAUAGCAUCAUGUGGGGGUCAGCCAGUACGGGAAAAAAGAAUCAGUUUUCUCUGUUUAAUUUAUGAGAAAUUAUGUUCCAUUGUCUUCAUGUGAAUCAUUAUAUUUUUGAUCAUUUGUGUUAUUCUAAAAGGGAUUGUGUGUCCUGUCUUCUACUGGAACAGUGCCUGGAAAUUCAGAGCAUUUCUGAAUGAAAUCCGCUGAAGAUGCCUCUAGUGGUAGUAGGCUGGAAUAAUCCUGGACUUUGGGCGCCGUCGUCAACUAGUUCAGCUUCAAAACACUCGAUAUGCUGCAUGAGCUGUUCACCAAUCAAUUCAAGUUAUCUCCUGUGAGUUGUGCCUGAUUUGGUGCUCUGCCAGAACGUGUUCCUCGUGUCCCCAGAGAACGCAUAAAUGUAACCGACCUGCUGUUCCACUGAUGGACAGACUGAAGCGAUGCUUGACUGUGGCUGGUUCAUGACUGAAUGCUGACUUUUUGGAUGAACUGCUCCUUUAAAGUCUGCAGCAACUCAACCAUGUCCCAGUAGUGACAGAGGUACUGGUCUAACACUACCACACACACACACACAUACACACACACGGAUCUGGAUCAUGUGAGUGGAAUUCAGUCACACGAGAGCAUAUUGCUGUUGUUGAGGAAAAACUACAUUGCUGCGUUUUUUUAUUUUCUCAUAGCUGACUUAAAUUAAAGGCUUUAAUGAUC
This is a messenger RNA of Acanthochromis polyacanthus (spiny chromis), 2373 nucleotides long. RefSeq names its product nuclear receptor binding factor 2b (gene nrbf2b). Lineage: Eukaryota; Metazoa; Chordata; Actinopteri; Pomacentridae. Gene Ontology annotation, biological process: autophagy. The record is from RefSeq and is a predicted model, not a curated record. Bases 100 to 1005 code for a protein of 301 amino acids. The transcript is spliced from 4 exons.